AAAUCGAUGCUAUAACUUAAACUAGAGCAAUCCCCGAUACGUUUGAACUAAACAUAUUCCCAUGCUCACGAUAGAUGAUGAUAUCAUCCCGAUAAGGGCUUAGCACCGUAUAGCUUCACCGUCGAAUAAAUUUCAGUUGCGAAAUUGUGUUAUCUCGGAUAACUUAUCUGAGACUUGGACUCUCAUCGGGCAAUGAUUGACUGACAGACAGCAAAAUAUUGAUUCGAACAUGGUAUUGUGACAAAGUGAAAAUGGUUAAAUAUUUUAGGAAGAAUAUAUGCCUGUCGGACUUCUGGGUGUCGUCACACGAGCGCCUGAGUGAUUUCUACGCAUCGUCAUGGCAACGAGGAGAUUCACCGGUGCCGCUGUUGAUGAUACGGAUGAUGGUGGCCAUUGUGGCGCUGGCGAUCCUCGCGUGGUCGGUGUACGAAGCCCCGGUGCCGCACUGGCUGAUUUACCUGACCAAUUGGGGUUUAGUGCUGGUUUCCGCGAUGGCUGUCAGUGGCCUACUUGUGUCUUUUAGUGCCGUGAGGAAGGCGCUACCAGAUGAAGGCGUACCACCGUGGUACGUGUCGAUGUACUGGUUGUUCUACAACAUAUCUGGCAGUGUAGCUAUAGUUAUCACUCUGCUGUAUUGGAUACUACUGUUUGAUUCAAGCAUCGCUGAGGUUAAAGACCGCUUGUUCUGGUUGGAGACGGUAACGCACGGGUUCAACACGAUCCUGGUUCUGACAGAGUUGUUCACCUCUCGCACGCCGCUUCGCUUCGCCCACAUCUACCAGCCCCUCGGCGUGGGCGUGUGGUACGCCCUGUUUUCUGUGAUAUACUAUGUCGCCGGGGGCACUGAUGGCCUCGGGAACCCGUAUAUUUACGAGAUUCUGGACUGGAGCCGGCCGGGCCCCACAACCGUACUGGUAGUGGGUGCUGCAGUAGGCAUUAUCAUUGUGUACUCAGCGCUGUGGGGCCUCACCAUGGCUCGAGACAAGCUGACUGGAGCGCUCAUACGGACUACCAGCCAUACCCUGCCAUUUACACCACCUGACUACAGCGGAUACGCCUAAGUUCUGACUCCAAAAUAUUUGCCGGUGGAAAGACUAAUGCCUCAUUUAAACCAAAUAACUUCUCUACUGCUCGCGUUGAUAGACAGUGGAAA
Cydia amplana is the source of this 1153-nucleotide messenger RNA. Its product is annotated as protein rolling stone-like. The transcript has 4 exons. The coding region runs from base 252 to 1061 and encodes 269 amino acids. The record is from RefSeq and is a predicted model, not a curated record. Gene Ontology annotation, cellular component: membrane. Lineage: Eukaryota; Metazoa; Arthropoda; Insecta; Lepidoptera; Tortricidae.